GUUUACCCGAAAAUACGUGCACGGUCAAGAAGGGGCGGGAUAGCUGCUAAGAACCGACCCCUAUAACUGUACGUCACGCUUAAACCCCUGUGGGUUAGUCGUGCGAGCGAAUUUUUCACAAGACAUUGUGUAGAAGCGGAUGAGAACUGAACUAUUGUAUCUUGUCUGUACGUUUCUGAACGGGAUGCAUCCAGACAGUUACGUUAAUCGGAACGGAAUGUUUUAAAGCUACCGCAAUUCAUGAAUCUUCCCCGAAAAUACAAUUAAUUGAAGUGUCACUGAACAUAAAGAGAAAAGCUAGAAGCCAGGAGCCAAGAGAGUUGCCGAGAGACACUGGUAAACAAAAGGACAGAGACUUUGGUUCCAUCUGAACCAAGAGGACAGAGACAUUGUUUUCAUCUGAACCAAGAGGACACAUACAUUGGUUCCAUCUGAACCAAGAAGACAGGGACAUUGGUGCCAUCUGAACACAAAUUAGAGUGACAUUGGUGAAAUCUGAAUAGAGAUUCUGAAUUGAGACCCAGUUAGUUUGGGAAGAAGUGAAAGGACACACCCAUGGCUGCCAUGGACCUGCAAUGCCGGCUAGACCACGGCGAGGGGAGGUGGGGUCAGGACGAAGCUAAGCUGCUGGAGCGCUUUGAUGCAGAGAGAAAGGAGUGGGAGAGCCAGCUUAGGGACAUGCAGAAGAACAUUGAGGAGCUGUAUAACGAGGUGAAGGCUCGUCGAGAAGGAAACACUACUGGGCUGGACAGCAAGACUCAGGAUAGCUUUCCUCCAAACUUUGAGAAAAAUGUUCAACCUGCUCCUUCCAAUCAUCCAUGCAAUGGAUACUUUCACCCUCCCAAUCACCAUAGCAAUGGCAUCAAUAACCCCAUGGAUCACCAUGGCAAUCCAUUUAACACUGCCCUGCCAGAUCACCACAGCAAUGGUGGCUAUGAUCCUGUCGGUUGCCAGAGCAAUGGUUAUAGCUAUCAUAAUCACCAUAGCAAUGGUGGCAGUCACCCCGCAGACCACUAUAGCAAUGGCAGGAGGGACUCCGCUGAAGUGGAGCUGGAGGAUAUCCUGAACAGCUGUUUGGGUCCGGGGCUGAAGCACGUCCCCUCCUCCUGUGGACAGACUGCUUCCCUCAGAGCCACCGACGGAUGCCAGGGCGUGGAGCACAGCCAGCCACGCCCCGCGUGCGACGGCGAUGAGAGACAGAAGUGCACUGGCGUCGUCAACUCUGCUCUGAAAGAUAUCGCCAGAGUGAGCGAGGAUCUUUGCAGCUAUCAGAAUGCAAUCAGGAAAAAAUCAAGUGACACAAGGAGCGAAGCGGAUUCUCCGUGGUUUGAGGAAGUGGAGAAUGUGAAGAACAAACAGCCUGAUUGGAUGAGCCAGCGGGGUGACAACUCCUGGGAAACGGCAAGCAGGGGCUCAAAUAAGGCAGACGGGGUCAAACCCUCCUCAGGGAAGCCAGAGGCCCCUCCCAUUCCUCCUCGCACUACUUCCUCGUACAUGAACAGUUCAAAUUCUCCAGAGCCACAAUUUCCCGUUCGUGAAUCCUUCACCAACAGAAAGUGUCACAGCCCCUGUGUCCUCACAGACAGGAAGUGUACCAGCCCCUCUGUGCUGAGAAAGUUUGAAGCCAUGCUACAGGAGAAUGAGGGAAAGACUCUGACAGACUCUGGGGUCGUUACAAAUAUAGUGCCUGCAGAAUCUAAGUGCAAUACUGGCUCCUUCCACUGCAGAGUCGGAAACACUAAGUCAUCCGCUUUCGUGCCUGUCCAAAAAUGGCAUCCUGAGGCCAGUACAUUGCCAGCAGAGAUAGACUGUAGAGCAGACUGUAGGCCAGCUGACAGCCAAAAGUUCCCCAGGGGCCAUUUUCAGCCAAUGGACAGAGAGCCUGUGGGGAAGAGUAUGCCCACGGACUUCAGGAGCUCACCUAAAGGCCCAUGGAGAAGCCCAGCUAUGGCAAAGAAAGGGGUGGGGCAAGGGUUUGAGGGGGAGAAUGUCUCUGAGAUGGGUGUCAGACCCAGGGGUGUUAACUCAUAUUCUCCAGUCCAGUCUGUGGAUAACAACGUGGGUUCAACCUGGGAAUCCAGGUUUCAGGCUGUGAAUGAAAAACCUUUCAGGCCCACGGCUCCUGCUUCUCAGGCUCAGUCCCCAGACUUCUGGUACAGCUGCAGAGGGGAGGAGCCAAACCUAAGGGGAUAUGAGUGUUCUGACAGGUUCCAGCAGGGUCAGAAAUUGGCUUUGAAUGGCUCAGGACAGCAUGAAGACCUCAUCGAGCUUCUGGGCAUGCUGGGGAUAGAGCACCAAUAUGACACUGCCAAGACACACCCACAGACGCCCUGUCAACAGGAAUCACCACAGGAGAACCAAAAGUCGUCUGUCUCUGUGAAGAAGGCCUUUUCUCGACCCGCCCGUCCUGCAAACCGACGCCCUCCAUCCCGAUGGGCCAACCGAGUGCCCUCUGCCCCUGUCACUCAUGUGACCCCAUUUCCGGACCCGCCCCACAAACAGACUCUCAGCCCCUACUCAUACCAAAUUGAGACAGUUAUCAUGUGAGAGGGCUUUUAAUCUCCAAGCCCCUGAUUUCCCUUGUGUAAAUUUGAAAGACUGUUUUUAAUUUGUAUAUAUCUUUCCUAGCUUUGAAGUGGUUUAACUGUGCUUAAACUGUGUCUGGACACAGCACAUUUUAAGAAUGCAUUACAUUCAAGAAGAUUUUCACACCUCAACACUGAGUCUCCAGUGUUUCAGUGGCCUAAUGAUCUCAUUUACUAAAUCCAAUCUUUACAUUCUACCUGAUUUUUUUUUUUCCUGACUGCUGUGUUCUACAAGUUUCAUGGUUCUGAGCAUGGCUCCAGAGUGGUGGGUGCAUGUGUUUGUGAAUUAAUAUUUCGGAUGUACAGUAUAGGUCAUUGUAAUUAACAAAGGGUUGUUCAGUUAUAAUUAGCAGCAGUAUUAAAUGUGGUGAAUAUCGGGUGCUCUUAAACCUCUUUAAACUAAACGGUGAUUUUAAACAUUAUGUAAUUAUGUAAAGGAAAGUGUGUUUUUUUUUCUUUUCUGAUAAUAAAGACAACAGUGAGUUUA
Molecule: messenger RNA, 3072 nt
Organism: Anguilla anguilla (European eel)
Lineage: Eukaryota; Metazoa; Chordata; Actinopteri; Anguilliformes; Anguillidae
Exons: 6
Coding region: 556-2547 (663 amino acids)
Source: RefSeq, a predicted model, not a curated record